This is a messenger RNA of Sycon ciliatum, 1257 nucleotides long. RefSeq lists its product as uncharacterized. Lineage: Eukaryota; Metazoa; Porifera; Calcarea; Leucosolenida; Sycettidae. The coding region runs from base 1 to 1257 and encodes 418 amino acids. Gene Ontology annotation, biological process: DNA integration. The record is from RefSeq and is a predicted model, not a curated record. The transcript has 2 exons. Gene Ontology annotation, molecular function: nucleic acid binding.
AUGAUUCAUGCAAAUCUCAGUCAACUUCGUGUCACUGUCAACGACCAGACGCUCUUUGACAACCCGCUCAAAUUCCGGUGGGAUGUGAGUCGUGAUACUGAAGGGCAAUACUUCUACGAUUACAACAAAUCCUCCUACCUGCGUGGCUACAAUCUGGUUCAAGACUUUUUCGCACUUCGAAUUUUCCGAAGAGUCUUCGAUGAGGAUGAAAAGCUGGAAAACGAUCAACUGGUUCUCAGUUUAGGUGCCUUGCGAGGUGGUGGAGCCUUGUGGGAUACGAAAGUGCAAAAAGCACUUCAUGAUGGAAGACAGAAGAAGAAGUCGCAGUCCACACCAUUCCACACGCAACUGGCUAACGAAUUGCACAAACCCAGACGAGUGCAUUUCAAAAGACGCAAGGUGAAGAGCAGGUCUGUGGAUCACAUCUGGAGUGCCGAUCUAGUGGAUAUGCAACGGUUUGCCCGAAGCAACAAGAACUACAAAUUCCUGCUGACCGUCAUCGAUCUGUACAGUCGCUAUGCCUGGGCAGUACCCCUGAAAACCAAAACUGGCUCUGCUGUCAGGGAUGCAUUCGACCUGAUCCUGAAAACAUCGAACAGGGUACCACAAAAACUAUGGGUAGACGAAGGCAAGGAGUUCUACAAUGCAACAAUGAAGCAAUGGGUCAAGGAUCACAACAUCAUCAUGUACAGCACCCACAACGAAGGAAAAGCCGUGGUGGUGGAACGCUUCAAUAGAACACUGAAAGGCAGAAUGUGGCGCCAUUUCACGGAGAAAGCUACGACACAGUAUCUUGACGUCCUUCCUCAGCUUAUGGCCAAGUACAACAGCUCGAAACAUCGCAGUAUCGGCAUGAGUCCCACGAAAGCUUCUCUUGAUGGAAAACCAAAAGAUGCAGACGUACACUCGAAGCAAUCACCAGCUAAAUUCAAAGUGGGCGAUGAUGUGCGUUUGGCUGUGGCUAAACGUCAUUUCGAGAAAGGGUACACGCCCAACUGGACAGAGGAAGUGUUCGUGGUAAACGAUGUCCUACCCACUGUACCCCACACCUAUCGUGUUCAAGACCUGAUGGGAGAAGUCAUUCAAGGACAGUUCUAUGGAGCUGAGCUACAACAUGCCAGACACACAGGAUUGAGAUUCGAUAAGGUGUUGAAAUACAACAAGAACAGUCGGCUCGUCAAAUGGAAGGGUUAUCAAGACGAAAAAUUCCAUACCUGGUUAACAAAGAAGGAUGUGAAUGAUCUCAAAAAGUAUUAG